Paramecium octaurelia is the source of this 451-nucleotide messenger RNA. The record is from the annotation of a GenBank genome assembly. NCBI's taxonomy places the organism in Eukaryota, Ciliophora, Oligohymenophorea, Peniculida, Parameciidae.
AUUUCAUAAAAUUAUAUUUAUUUUUGGAUGGGAUCCAAUUAAAACAAGGAGGCAGGUGCAAAAUAUACUGAACAAUAAUUGAACGAAAAUUAAAACGAAAUUUAACACUAAAGACCAUAUAUACACAAAAACCCAAGCUAAGAGCCGAACAUUGAUUGUAGAUUAUAAUUUUAUUCUAUUAAGAAUAAUAACCUGUUUAAUCUGAUCGAGAAAGGGAAUUAUUAAAUUAGAUAGAGCAGGCCUCAGAAUAGUAUGAAAACGCAUAGAAAAGAUUGAUAGACAAAUUAAAUAUAGUAAUUCUUAUAUUAUAGAAAAUAGUUAUGUUAAGGGAUGGAUAAAUUUACAGAAGGCUUACAGGAAAAAAAUAAUGUCCAGGAAUAGCUUAACAGAGAACUUGAGCAAAGAGUAGAAUAAAUGUGAAUCAUAUUUUAUUUACAUUUCUACAUAACAA